AUGGAGACCAACUUCAUCAGGAAUGUAAACAAGGUCGUGUGGGCUCUUCAAUUCAAAAAGGAGCUGUUAGAACACCUGAGCCACAAAGCCUUUGUGGUCACUGAGCAAACUUUGGGUCUCACAAUACUUGCACAUCUCUGUGUAAACCAUUGUCAAGGCGUGAUAUCACCCUACAGCAUGAAUAAAGACGAGCUGAGUGGCAGACGCCAGUCUCCCAGAGAGCGAGACACAGCAAACAACGAAAACAAUGCCGACAAAGACCAAUCCCCCUCACCGCGCUCUGUGGGAGAGAGCAUCGUCGUUGGUUUACCAGAUUACGAACCUGCUCCUGUGUAUUUCAGUAUGGUUGGACAAUUCGGUGGUCCGUGCUUUGACGGGUUGACCAACUUUUGGAAGAAGAGCAUGCAAGUGGAGGUGGAUGGUUCCGUUGAAGUGGAUGGGAAUGGUGCCCAAGUCAGGCAUCUUGCAGUAAAUACCGAGCAAGUUCAUGCCGCUGUGGCCUAUAUUGGCCAACGCGCAAAACAAGUCACAGGCAGGCUUUUCAUCACAGUGCUUCGCAAUCCAUCGCACCAGGACGGUCAACUCGAAGAAGUGGGCGAGGUAACGAUGUCGGGCUUUUGGCUAGAGGACACCAAAUUUGUGACAUGUGCCCAUUUCCUGAACACUGUCAAGAACGCGAAUGCCGACGAAACAGAAGCUUUUCUGAAAGUCGCGAAACCACAGAGCCCGCGAGCUUUCGUUUCCAACAAGAAGAUCGCUCUUCCAGGGAUAAGCGCAAGCACCUAUUAUCCCGGUCAAGAUGAUUUUGUCGAGAAUAGCGACGUGUCGCCAGCCCGAAAACAAUUCGCCAGGGAAGCCGGCAUAUGGAGCACGUGGGAAUUGUUUUGUGUGGAAAGCCAGCUCCUCAAUCCUGUCUCUGCAGGAAGGCCACCCAGCUUCACCUCGACAUUCACAGCUCACAACCGGAGCAUAGCCUUUGGUCAAAUCGAGACACCCUAUACAUCCAAUCCAUGCCACGGUAGGUCCGGCAACAGCCUCUUUGCGCAGACCAGAGAAUGCAGCAUUGUGGGGACCUAUGGGUGUUCGGGAGGUAUGGUGAGCCUCCUCUUCCACGGUGCAGGUGGCUGGCGAUCUGUCGUCGUGGGACUCUAUCAUGGGGAAAGCUGGAACGAUCGGAGAUACAACGAAAUUAUUGCUUUCACCCCCGCGUUCGUCGACGCCAUGCGGGCUGGGACCUUUUUGGAGCACUGA
Messenger RNA from Fonsecaea nubica, 1251 nucleotides. RefSeq lists its product as hypothetical. The transcript has 6 exons. The record is from RefSeq and is a predicted model, not a curated record. Bases 1 to 1251 code for a protein of 416 amino acids. NCBI's taxonomy places the organism in Eukaryota, Fungi, Ascomycota, Eurotiomycetes, Chaetothyriales, Herpotrichiellaceae.